UUAAAACCAGUGUGUAACAUUAUUUAUACCAUUUCAUGUAUUUUAUUAAAUUGAAACAAUAAAAAUAAGUGGAAGUGGUGUGUUUUCAUUGAAAAAUUGAAAUGCCUAUUUCGACAUCAUCGACCGCUAGAUGUCACUGAUGCCUUCCUCUUCGUCACCUUUAUUGACAGGCGCGUUUUUGCGUCUCUGUCUCUUGUGCGAUGUCCUAAAGUAAAAAUGUUAAUUUUAUGUACAAAUUGCCAUCGUUAAUCUUCGCUCGAUAUCGUUUUCUUUCGUGAAUUAAAUAUAUUACUUAAUUAAAGUAGAACAAGUGUAUAUAAAGGUUGCGUGCGGGAGUCGAAAUCAGGAUCAAGGUGUUGAAUACAAUGGAUGAAUCGUUAUAUUUUAUACUGCUGUAGAACAAGGUAAUAUCUAUAUUCGUACAAGACAAAAGGCACGCAGUGACUUCGUCCUUCGCACAUUAGAGCCAUCAUUUCCUAAGUGUUGCAGAGGUGAUUAUCGAAUCUCUAAUGCAAACAGUGCAUGUAAGUAUUGUGCGGUGCGCGGCAGACGCUAUCGUAGAAUAUACAUACCUCACGUUAUAUUCAAGCGACGCCUGUACUAAUUCGUUCUUCCUUGGUGGUGGUUACUCUUGCUUGCUCCUGUAACAUAUUUCUCAUAUUGAUAAAAUGAAUUCUUACUAAUGAAUCCCAGUGUUCACAAUGGCUAAUGUUAAAAAUAAAAUAAAGGGGUCUAAUAAGGCCUCGUCUAAAAGUUCUGAUAAAAAUCGUCAAUCACCAACAGGUAUAAAUGAUGGGAAAAAUUCUCACAUAGUUAUGAAAAGACCCUCUAAUGAAGAGAACUUGGGAGAAAAAGACAAAUUGCGAUUAUUUCUUAAGAAUGGUCACCUUCUUAAAGAUAAAUUCAAGAAAAAAUCUAAACCUGAGUUAAAGCCGCACUUGGAUGUAGUCAAAAGUGGCUUAAUGUCCAAAAGUGGACGGAUAAAAGUCAAAAAGAGAGUGCAUUUAAAGUUUCUGGAUAACAUUUUAAAAACUGAAUUAAAGAUUCAGGACAAUCAACCAAAGAAACUGGAUGCAAAAGAGAAGACAGUGAAAACACCAGGAUCUUCAGCAUUAAACAACAAUGAAAGUGGUUUGAGUGAUCAAAAUAAAAGUAAAUCUGAUAAAGGACGUAAAGGUGGUGCGAAAAAAAGAAAUAAGAAAAAAUCAUCUGAGCCUGAAAGCCAAAGAUCAGUUAAAAAAAAAGAAAGAGCACAGGAAUUAUCAUGGAUGGCAAAACAAUGUCUUACUUACAGUACAACUGCAAAGCGGAGAGUUUUCCAAUGUGAUUACUGUAAGAAAUUCUUCAUCAAUAAAACCUCUAUGCGCAGACAUAUCUAUGUACAUCUUAAAGUGGUACCAUACACAUGUAAGUAUUGCUAUAAACGAUUUUAUAUAAAAGAAAAUAUGGUCACUCAUAUGAAGCUGCAGCACUCAAGAGGAAUGAAAGUUGCCAAUCAUUAUAUUUGUGCUAUUUGUGAGGAACCAUUUCUGUUGAAAGAGAAAUUGGAUCAGCACAUGUUGAUCCAUGUAAAGAAUGAAGAGUUUAUCAAGUGUAUAUUUUGCAACAAGCAAUUUACACAUCAUGUACUACUGCAUGAGCAUGAAAAAGAACACCUCAUUACUGGCAAGUACAAGUGUACCGUUUGUGACAUGAGCUAUGACAGCAGAAGUAAUCUAGCCCUUCACAUUAAAGGCCAUUUAAAAAUAAAAGAUUAUGUGUGCCAGCACUGCGGGAAAGAGUUCCUACGACUAACAUCAUUGAGAAGACAUGUUCAGAUCUGCCAUGCGGGGUUAUUAAUACAGUGCCCAAUCUGUAAGAAGAAACUUAAAGGACAUUUAACUGAGCAUUUACGUACACAUGAGAAGAAACGUCCCCAUAAGUGUCCAGAUUGUGGUCAACGCUUUACGCAGUCUACACAGUUGAAUGUACAUCGCAGAUGUCAUACAGGAGAUAGACCGUAUCCUUGCAGGAUUUGUGAUCGUUCAUUCACACAUUCGAAUGCUUUGUUGCUUCAUAUUAGACGUCAUACGGGUGAAAAACCUUUCAAAUGUGCUAUGUGCCCCCUCUUUUUCUCUCAAUUACCACAUAUGAAGGCGCACAUGAGGAAUAUUCAUGGUAAAGACCUGCCAUACAAGUGUGAGAAAUGUUCACAAUUCUUUAAGUUGAAAGCCCAUUUAGCAAACCAUGCUAAGACAUGCAUGAUGGAUGGCGCAGAGGAGGCACCUGUGCAAGAGGAUGACUCAACGCAGAAAUAUGAAAUUGAAGUUGAAUCUAUUAUGACUUUAUCAAGAAUGAGGUUCUUGCUGGCUCUUCUCUUCACCAUGAUUGCGAGUAAAGAAAAACUUAAAUAUUUAGGAUUUAACAAGCGCCUAAUUGAUGAUCUUCUGAUAGAAUCAUUGGAGGCAAUGGGACAUACACCAUGUCGAAAUGAAUCUUUGUCUCCACUAAAACGUCUACGUAACAAUAUAGACAUAUUACUAAAAGGUACUGUCCCGAGAGAGAAGAUGGAAAAGUUUGAAAAGGAAAAUAAAACAACUGAACAACUGCUGGAAUUAUUAACCAAUGAAAAGAAAAUAAACUAGAAAAGGUUAAGGUUUUUGUUUCAGUUUUAAAAUAGAAUUAUUUUAUUUAGCACUAUUUAUAUUUUACACAAACUUUUAUUGUAUUUUAUGUUAUAACAUCACAGAAAUGUUAGAUGUUAGAUAAAUUAUUUUUUUUAAUAAUUUCACUAAGUAUUGGUAACCCAAAGAUCAUAUUUUUAUAAAAAAAUAACCCAAGACUAUACUAAUUACAAACAUGUGUAACUUGCCAUUGAAAACUAAAGUGAUUAGUCCAAAGGUUUUAUUAUAAUUGUUAUUUAUUUUAAAACAUAUUUUUUAAUUAAUUCAAUUUAUUUUAUAACGUUAUUUUUUCUUAGGGUGUGAUUGAUAUAGUAAUAAGGUUUAGUAUUAAUUUCUCCGUCAAAGAGGAGAAAUGCGCGAUUACUUUUAAUGUUCAAUUGUUUAAUUUUUUUAAAUAUUGGAGGAGGUAUUUUUAAUUUCUUCAUUGUUUAAAACAUUGUUGUUUAUCAAAUUAUGUUUUGUGCCAUUAUAUAAAUGUGUUUUAACAAUAUUGCAUACCUAUUUAAUAUAUAAGCAUAAUUAUAUUCUUAGGCUUUCUUCUACAUAAAUGCUGGAUGUUUUCAACCUUACAGAUAAAAUUUUCUUAAACAGUCAUUUGUAUGCUUUUAAUAUAACUUAAAUAUUAAAUGUGUUCUAAAACAAGGAUUACAUUUACUGUCAGUGUCCAUUGCCAAACACUUGUAGAAAAAAAAUAGAAGAAUAAAGACAUGUUUUGAAGCGCAUGUUUUUGGGAACCCAUAAUUGUCUUUUAAUUUUUAGGUGCCAUUUAUAUUGUUUUCUGUGUAAUUGAUGUCUAUUAAUAAUAGUAGAUAAUAAGUAAUUUCUAAGGUUAAUAUAAUAUUUUAAAUAUCAUACGGUGUAAUCAUAAUCAUUAUGUAACUUAAUGGUACAUAGAAAAACUAAAAAGAUGAUGCAAAAUUAUUAAAAUUCAUUUUAAAUUUCGAAUUAUGAAUGUUCAAUGUGUGGUAAACUUUUUGAAUUUGUAAUGAGUGCCAGUUUUAGUAUCUUAUAUGUAUUGCUAAAACACCUUUUAAAAGAUAUUUUAUCUGUUAAAAUAUUGUCGCAAUCGAAAUGCAUGCUUAAUUAGCUAAAACUUGCUAAAAUUAAUGUGUUAUGGAUAACAGUAUUAACAACUGUUAAAUUAUGAUAAACUUGAUUUGUAACAGAUAGCAUACUAGUUUGGUUAGAUUUGAGGAACUAUUAUUUAAAAACCGGCACAAUUUCUAUGUACCUAAAAUAUAAUCAUUUUAUUAAGCAACUAAAUAUUAACAAUAUUUCAAAAUAUCCAUCAUUACUAGAAUAAAUUACCAAAGAUAAUUAUUAAUAAACGUCAUAAAACGCAAGUAUGUUUAUUUAUUUGUCUCGAAACAUCCCUUUAAAAUUUGUUAAUUAAAAAAAAGUUUUUUUGUAGCACUGCCACUUUUCUUUUUUGAGUCGAAAGAAAUCUUCAUAGUUUCCUUCAGAGCCUUCAUCAUAACAAAAUUUGUAAUAUAGCUCUUUUAAAUGAAUCUUUAUCCUGUCCGUGAAGUGUUCCGACAUAUUCUU
Papilio xuthus (Asian swallowtail) is the source of this 4208-nucleotide messenger RNA. RefSeq names its product zinc finger protein 660. Lineage: Eukaryota; Metazoa; Arthropoda; Insecta; Lepidoptera; Papilionidae. Gene Ontology annotation, biological process: regulation of gene expression. The record is from RefSeq and is a predicted model, not a curated record. Gene Ontology annotation, cellular component: nucleus. The transcript has 2 exons. Bases 702 to 2624 code for a protein of 640 amino acids.